This is a messenger RNA of Ornithorhynchus anatinus (platypus), 1562 nucleotides long. It is a transcript of the gene KDF1, whose product is annotated as keratinocyte differentiation factor 1. Gene Ontology annotation, cellular component: cell junction. The record is from RefSeq and is a predicted model, not a curated record. The annotation marks the transcript as partial. The transcript is spliced from 3 exons. NCBI's taxonomy places the organism in Eukaryota, Metazoa, Chordata, Mammalia, Monotremata, Ornithorhynchidae. Gene Ontology annotation, biological process: regulation of epidermal cell division; keratinocyte development.
GGGCCGCCCCCCGGCCCCCGCCGGGCCCGCCCCGGAGACUGCCCGGCGGGCGGCGAGGCGGAGACCAUCACCUUCAUCUCGGGCUCGGCGGAGGCCGCGGGCGCGGACCCGCCGGCCUGCUGCUUCUCCCGGCCCUGGCUCUGGCGCUUCUGCAAGACCGUCUUCUGCUUCCGCCGCUGCCGGGGCUGUUACCGGCGCUGCGGGGGUUGCCUGCGCAGCUGCGGGGCCUGCCUGCCCUUGGCCGGCGCCCCCGAGGGCGGGCCGGGCCAGGGGGCCUGGGACAAGGAGCCCAACGGGGGGCCGCCGCCCCGCAGCCCCGCCCGCGCCUCCCCCCGCCAGCGGGACGGGGAGCGCCCCAAGAAGUCGGCCGUGGGCAGCAGCUUCAGCUACCCGGACGUGAAGCUGAAGGGCAUCCCCGUGUACCCCGAGCGGGGCAGCCCCCGGGCCGAGCCCGAGCCGCCGGCCCGCCGCAGCCUGCCCUGCUCCCCGGCCGGCGGGGGCUGGGGGGCCGGGGGACCCGGGGGCGACAGCCACCGCAGCUCGGAGGAGUACUACUCCUUCCACGAGUCCGACCUGGACCUGCACGAGCUGGGCGGCGGCUCCAUGUCCAGCCGCGAGAUCGACGUGCUCAUCUUCAAGAAGCUGACGGAGCUGUUCAGCGUCCACCAGAUCGACGAGCUGGCCAAGUGCACCUCCGACACCGUCUUCCUGGAGAAGACCAACAAGAUCUCGGACCUGAUCAGCAGCAUCACGCAGGACUACCGCCUGGACGAGCAGGACGCCGAGUGCCGCCUGGUGCGGGGCAUCAUCCGCAUCAGCACCCGCAAGAGCCGCGCCCGCCCGCCCGCCCACGACCCCCGGGGCGGCCGCGGCGCCGCCCCCGACAGCGGCCACGAGACCAUGGUGGGCUCGGUCGUCAGCCAGGAUGACCUGACGGUGCAGAUAUCGGAGGAGACGACGGCAGACGCGAUCGCCCGGAACAUGAGACCCUUCAGUGCGCCAGGUUUCCAGAUGAGCCACACCUCGUCCUUCCAGGGCACUGAGACGGACUCCUCAGGGACGCCCCUGCUCCAGGGCUACUGCUAGGUCCCCGGGACCUACGGACCUUCUCGCCCUCCCCUUGGCCCGGUCGGCGCCCCGGAGGCGGCCUCUGGCUCCCUACAGCCCCGCGGCGGCGGGCGGGCCGGUCUGUUCUCCGCCGUUUACAGAGGCCGCCGGGCGCCUUAGGCCAGCGGGGGCAUCUGGAGGCUGCCCGGGCCCGGGGAGGUGAAAGUGACUUUGGGCUGGGAGGCCACGGACCGCUCCACCCACUGCAGGGUACGUAGCGGCCGGCGGGCAGAGACGCCACUCCGCCUCGGCGGGAGGUGCGGGGGCGGCGCCAGCCUGCCCCGCCUUUCACCCCGGCUCCCGUGGCGGGUAGCCUGGUCCUCGGCCCUCGCCCGCCGCGGCAGGGGCGGCGGGUGACCCGGGGAUGCCCUCCCAUCCUGCGGGCACAGCUUGGGCUCCAAGCUGCCCAGAGCUCACAGCCUCUCCCUCUGGGGCAGAGUGGGCCGGGCACCGAA